This is a messenger RNA of Apiotrichum porosum, 930 nucleotides long. RefSeq lists its product as uncharacterized. The transcript has 6 exons. Bases 1 to 930 code for a protein of 309 amino acids. The record is from RefSeq and is a predicted model, not a curated record. Gene Ontology annotation, cellular component: nucleus. Lineage: Eukaryota; Fungi; Basidiomycota; Tremellomycetes; Trichosporonales; Trichosporonaceae.
AUGGGCAAGAAGAAGAGGACGCAGGUCUUUGUGCUCAAGCCAUGGUGCUGGUACUGCGAGCGCGAGUUUGAGGAUGAGAAGGUGCUCUUGCAACAUCAAAAGUCAAAGCACUUCAAAUGCCAGCUGUGUCCACGCAAGCUUAACACGGCCGGCGGUCUGAUGGUCCACUCGCAACAGGUGCACAAGAGCGAGCCCGAGCCGCUCACCAACACGCUGCCCGGCCGCGACGGCUACGACAUUGAGAUCUUUGGAAUGGAGGGUGUGCCCACAAACGCCCUGGCAGAGUGGAAGGCGAGGAAGGAGCAGGAGGCUGGUGUGGCCGCUCUGGCGGCGGCAGCGCAGGGCAAGCGACCCCGGCACGCGUACACUGUCAUUCCAGAGGCAGACCUCAUGGCCGCGCUGGAGCAGCACAAGGCCCUCAUGGCCAUGAGGAAGAACCCCCAGCUCGCUGGCAGUGGUGCCAUGUUCCCUCCAAACGGCGUUCCCCCAUUCCUCCCACCUGGUGUCCGUCCCGGCUUCCCCGGCAUGCCCCCACCGACUCUUCCCCCAGGCGCCGUUCCUCCCUUCCCCGGCGCACCUCCUCCCAACUUCCGCCCACCCUUCCCUCCUCCAGGCGGCGCGAUGCCACCUUUCCCCGCGCAGAACGGUCUCCCUCCCGCAACCAUGGCCGCGCGAGGACCCCCACCGGCCUUUGUGGCACCACAUGCGGGCCAGGCGCCAGCGCAGGCAUUGGGGUCAAGUGGCGGACCCGUCACGGCCGAGGUCAUGCCCCCGCGAGACGGCGUGUUCUGGCCCGACAACGACGCCUGCCCAGCCGAGAAGCGCGCACUCGAGCCUCGGUACAGGUAUACGUCCCCGGGACCCGAGGACACGUCCGAGGACACGGCGACAACGGGUCAGAAGCGUAAGGCUGCGGCCGACUUUCUGUGA